Sorex fumeus (smoky shrew) is the source of this 5131-nucleotide messenger RNA. RefSeq names its product lemur tyrosine kinase 3 (gene LMTK3). NCBI's taxonomy places the organism in Eukaryota, Metazoa, Chordata, Mammalia, Eulipotyphla, Soricidae. The record is from RefSeq and is a predicted model, not a curated record. Gene Ontology annotation, molecular function: protein kinase activity; ATP binding. Gene Ontology annotation, biological process: protein phosphorylation.
CUCACCCCCCCCACCCCAGCAACCCCGGCACCCCAGCUCCUCUCCUGUCCGCCUCUCCAUCCCUUCAUCUGUCUAUCCCUUCAAGGAGGGGGAGGGGGGUCCCUGAGGCAGCCAGCAGCCCCUCCCUCCCCCUGUCCUGCGUCUCCUGCCCCUCUCCUGGGCCCGGGGGAGGCCAGGGUCGCGCCGGUCCCCAUGGCUGGGGGCUGAGGGCCCGCCCCCCCUCCUCCCCAGCCGCCACCACCUCCAUCUCCCUCCUCCCUCGACAAGAUGCCUGCCCCAGGCGCCCUCACCCUCCUCGCGGCCGUCUCCGCCUCCGGCUGCCUGGCGUCCCCGGCCCACCCUGAUGGAUUCACCCUAGGCCAGGCCCCGCUGGCUCCCCCCUAUGCCGUGGUUCUCAUUUCCUGCUCUGGCCUGCUGGCCUUCGUCUUCCUCCUCCUCACCUGUCUAUGUUGCAAACGAGGCGAUGUGGGCUUCAAGGAGUUUGAGAACCCCGAAGGUGAGGAUUGCUCCGGGGAGUACACACCCCCGGCGGAGGAGACUUCCUCCUCACAGUCGCUGCCUGAUGUCUACAUCCUCCCGCUGGCUGAAGUCUCCCUGCCUAUGCCCGCCCCGCAGCCGGCACACUCAGACAUGACCACCCCUCUGGGCCUUAGCCGCCAGCAUCUCAGCUACCUACAAGAGAUAGGGAGUGGCUGGUUUGGGAAGGUGAUCCUGGGAGAGAUUUUCUCCGACUACACCCCAGCCCAGGUGGUGGUGAAGGAGCUCAGAGCCAGCGCCGGACCCCUGGAACAGCGCAAGUUCAUCGCAGAAGCCCAGCCCUACAGGAGCUUGCAGCACCCCAACGUCCUCCAGUGCCUGGGUGUCUGUGUGGAGACUCUGCCCUUCCUGCUGAUUAUGGAGUUCUGCCAACUGGGUGACCUGAAGCGUUACCUACGAGCCCAGCGGCCCCCUGAGGGCCUGUCCCCUGAACUGCCCCCUCGAGACAUGAGGACGCUGCAGAGGAUGGGCCUGGAGAUCGCCCGCGGCCUGGCACACCUCCACGCCCACAACUACGUGCACAGUGACCUGGCCCUGCGCAACUGCCUGCUCACCUCUGACCUCACUGUGCGCAUCGGAGACUACGGGCUGGCCCACAGCAACUACAAGGAAGACUACUACCUGACCCCGGAGCGCCUGUGGAUCCCGCUGCGCUGGGCAGCGCCCGAGCUACUGGGGGAGCUGCAUGGCACCUUCAUGGUGGUGGACCAGAGCCGGGAGAGUAACAUCUGGUCCCUAGGAGUGACCCUGUGGGAACUUUUUGAGUUUGGGGCGCAGCCCUACCGCCACCUGUCAGACGAGGAGGUCCUGGCCUUCGUGGUCCGGCAGCAGCACGUGAAGCUGGCCAGGCCUCGGCUCAAGCUGCCCUAUGCUGACUACUGGUACGACAUUCUGCAGUCCUGCUGGCGGCCCCCCGCCCAGCGCCCCUCAGCCUCUGACCUCCAGCUGCAGCUCACCUACCUGCUGUCCGAGCGGCCCCCACGUCCUCCCCCGCCCCCUCCCCCACCCCGAGAUGGGCCCUUCCCUUGGCCCUGGCCUGCGCAGCACAGUGCCCCCCGCCCAGGCACCCUGUCCUCGCCGUUCCCCCUCCUGGACGGCUUCCCGGGCGCUGACCCCGAUGAUGUGCUCACGGUCACCGAGAGCAGCCGCGGCCUGAACCUCGAGUGCCUGUGGGAGAAGGCGCGGCGGGGGGCUGGCCGUGGUGGGGGCGCCCCUCCCUGGCAGCCUGCCUCGGCACCCCCUGCGCCCCACGCCAACCCCUCCAACCCCUUCUAUGAGGCGCUGUCCACACCCAGCGUGCUGCCCGUCAUCAGUGCCCGCAGCCCCUCGGUCAGCAGCGAGUACUACAUCCGCCUGGAGGAGCACGGCUCCCCACCCGAACCCCUCUUCCCCAACGACUGGGACCCCCUAGACCCUGGAGUGCCUGCCCCCCAGGCCCCCCAGGCCCCCACCGAGGUCCCCCAGCUGGUGUCCGAGACGUGGGCCUCCCCCCUCUUCCCAGCGCCGCGGCCCUUCCCGGCCCAGUCCUCCGCGGCCGGCAGCUUCCUCCUGAGUGGCUGGGACCCCGAGGGCCGCGGUGCUGGGGAGACACUGGCUGGAGACCCCGCCGAGGUGCUGGGGGAGCGGGGGACUGCCCCCUGGGCCGAGGAGGAGGAAGAGGAAGAGGAGGAGGAGGAGGGCAGCUCCCCCGGGGGGGAUAGCAGCAGCCUGGGGGGUGCGCCCAGCCGCCGGGGCCCCCUCCACUGUCCCCUGUGCAGCCGUGAGGGUGCCUGUUCCUGCCUGCCCCUGGAGCGGGGGGAAGCUGUGGCUGGCUGGGGGGGCCACCCCGCUCUCGGCUGCCCCCACCCUCCGGAGGACGACUCGUCCCUGAGGGCAGAGCGGGGCUCCCUGGCCGACCUACCCCUGGCCCCCCCCUCUUCGGCCCCCCCCGAGUUUCUGGACCCCCUCAUGGGGGCGGCGGCGCCCCAGUACCCCGGGCGGGGGCCACCUCCCGCUCCCCCCCCCCCGCCGCCACCUCCCCGGGUUCCCGCGGACCCCGCCGUGUCCCCCGAACCCCUCUCGGCCGUGGCCAGUCCCGGCUCAGGCCUAUCAUCUCCGGGCCCCAAGCCGGGGGACAGUGGCUACGAGACCGAGACCCCUUUUUCCCCCGAGGGAGCCUUCCCCGGUGGGGGGGCAGCCGAGGAGGAAGGGGUCCCUCGGCCGCGGGCUCCCCCCGAGCCCCCCGACCCGGGAGCGCCCCGGCCACCCCCAGACCCGGGUCCCCGCCCAGCACCGGGGGCCCGGGAGAAGCCCGCCUUCAUGGUGCAGGUGAGCACAGAGCAGCUGCUGGUGUCACUGCGGGAGGACGUGACCCGGAACCUCCUCGGGGACAAGAGGCCAAAUUCCCGCGAGACGGGGCCCUGGAAGGCGAGCAGAGCCCCGGAGGCCAGCAGGGACCCCCCAGUCCCGGGCAGUGGGAAGAGAGCCCCAAGCCUGAGCCAGGACCCGAGCCCCCACGUGAACGGGCUGACAGUGUCGGAGAACGGGGGGCAGAGAGCCCCGGGCCUCGAGGAGAAGGUGGUGCAGAAUGGGGGCUUGGGGUCCCCCGAGAGAGAAGAGAAAGUGCUGGCGAAUGGGGAGCUGACACCCCCAAGGAAGGAGAAACCGCUGGCGAAUGGGGAGCUGAGGUCCCCCGAGAGAGACGAGAAAGUGCUGGUGAAUGGGGAGCUGACACCCCCAAAGAUCGAGGAGACGGUCUCCGAGAAUGGGGGCCCGAGACUCUUCCAGAACACGGAGAGGCCACCAGAGACUGGGCCCUGGAGAGCCCCAGGGCCCUGGGAGGAGACGCCGGAGAAUGGGGGACCAGCCCCCGAGACCACACUGCAGAGAGCCCCCACACCCGGCACAGCGGCCUUGGCCCGGAACAGCGGGGAGACAGCCCCUGGCCUGCCUGGCCCAGCUCCCAGGAGCGGGGUGCCGGAACCCGGGACCGAGGGGAGAGCCCCAGAGACUGGGGGGGCACCGAGAGCCCCGGGGGCUGGGAGGCUGGACCUCGGGAGUGGGGGCCGAGCCCUAGUGGCCCUGGGGACGGCCCCCGGCGGCGGCCUCGGAAGCGGCGUGGACGCAAAGGUCGGAUGGGCAGACAGCACGAGGCCGCUGCCGCCGCCGCCGCUGCCGGAGGGACCCCCGAGGAGGCCGGAGCCAGCGCCCCCGAAAGCCAGGCCGGAGGGGCCGCCCGAGGGAGAUCCCGGGUUUCCCGACAGCAGGGCCGGCGGAGACACGGCACCCAGCGGAGACGGGGCCCCACAGCCGCCCGAGAGGAAGGGUCCCGAGAUGCCACGGCUCUUCUUAGACUUGGGACCCCCCCAGGGGAACAGCGAGCAGAUCAAAGCCAAACUCUCCCGGCUGUCGCUGGCGCUGCCGCCGCUCACGCUCACGCCGUUCCCGGGCCCGGGCCCGCGGCGGCCUCCGUGGGAGGGCGCGGACGCCGGGGCGGCUGGCGGGGAGGCCGGCGGGGCGGGAGCGUCGGGGCCGGCGGAGGAGGACGGGGAGGACGAGGACGAGGACGAGGAGGAGGACGAGGAGGCAGCGGCGGCGGGCGCGGCGGCGGGGCCGCGGGGCCCCGGGAGGGCGCGGGCAGCCCCGGUGCCCGUCGUGGUGAGCAAUGCCGACGCGGACGCGGCACGCCCGCUGCGGGGGCUGCUCAAGUCUCCGCGCGGGGCCGACGAGUCCGAGGACAGCGAGCUGGAGAGGAAGCGCAAGAUGGUCUCCUUCCACGGGGACGUGACCGUCUACCUCUUCGACCAGGAGACGCCAACCAACGAGCUGAGCGUCCAGGGCCCUCCCGAGGGGGACACGGACCCAUCAACACCCCCAGCGCCCCCAACGCCUCCCCAUCCCGCCACCCCCGGAGAUGGGUUUCCCAGCAACGACAGCGGCUUUGGAGGCAGUUUCGAGUGGGCGGAGGAUUUCCCCCUCCUACCCCCGCCAGGCCCCCCCCUGUGCUUCUCCCGCUUCUCCGUCUCGCCUGCGCUGGAGACCCCGGGGCCCCCCGCCCGGGCUCCCGACGCCCGACCCGCAGGCCCCGUGGAGAACUGACUCCCCGAAGCCUCUACCCCCCUGCACCCCCAGAAGAGGGCUUGAGGGUAGAGUCCUCUGUGGAUGAUGGUCCCACUGUCACCACCACAGACGCCGCCUCCAGGGAGGCCCCUGAGGUUGAGGCCUCCCCCUCCCCCACUAUGUGCCAAACGGGAGGCCCUGGCCCCCCACCCCCCAGCUCCCCUGACGGCUCCCCGGACCCCUCUGACUCCCUUGGUGCCAAAUGAGGCUGGAAGCCCCUCUCAUACCCACCCCCACCCUGGAGAACCACCUUUCUUGGAACUGAACUGAACUGAACUUUUGGGCCUGGAGCCCCUGGGGUCCAGCGGGGGCCCUUUCUUCCUCCCUCCUGGCAACAGGCAGGGGCUGCAGCUUUGGGGGGGCUUGGACCUCCCUAACUUGGCGAUCCCCUUUUCCCCCUCCCCAGCCCGGCCCCCUCAGAGAGGGCCCCUGGUUCAAACCUUCGCGUGGCAUUUUCACAUUAUUUAAAAAAGAAAAAAAUGACUUUUUGGAGGAA